AGUUUGACAAUACAACCCGGCAUUGGAACGUAAACAAAUCCACUCGAGAAUAACAGCAGCUUUCCGCGCGUUGCAGGCGUCCGCAAAACCUUUCCAAAAGCCGUACACACCCCAAAAACGAUGACGAGCGACAAACGCACCGUGUACGUCGGGGGCCUCUCGGAGGAGGUGACAGAGAAGCUAAUUACCGACGCAUUCAUCCCGUUCGGUGACCUGGUGGACAUACAGAUGCCGAUCGACUACGAGUCACAGAAGCACCGCGGGUUCGCCUUCAUCGAGUUUGAAAACGCGGAAGAUGCGGCCGCCGCCGUCGACAACAUGAACGAUUCGGAGCUGUGCGGAAGGACGAUACGCGUCAACACGGCGAAACCGCAGCGCAUCAAGGAGGGCAGUAAUCGGCCUGUCUGGGCCGACGACAAUUGGUUGCAGAAGCACGCCGGGGCAACGCUCAAGAACGAUGGGGAGAAUGGUGCCGAGCAGCCGAUGGACACUGGCACGGAUGAGGUGCAGCCGAAGGAACCGAAAGCGGCGGAAGAGAAGAAGCGCAACCCGCAGGUGUUCUUCGACAUACGGAUAGGGAACAGUGAUGUCGGCCGUAUCAUCAUGGUGCUGCGGGCGGAUGUGGUGCCCAAGACGGCGGAAAACUUCCGUGCACUCUGCACCGGCGAACAGGGCUUUGGCUACAAGGGAUCGACCUUUCAUCGCAUCAUACCGGAGUUUAUGUGCCAAGGGGGCGAUUUUACCGCAAACAACGGCUCGGGCGGAAAAUCCAUCUACGGUAAGAAGUUUGCGGACGAAAACUUCAUCCUUAAGCAUACCGGGUUCGGUGUGCUUUCGAUGGCAAACUCUGGCCCAAACACGAAUGGAUCCCAGUUUUUCAUCUGUACGGAAAAAACUGACUGGCUCGACGGAAAGCAUGUCGUGUUUGGCAACGUUAUUAGCGGUGCCGAUGUGGUACGAAAAAUGGAACGCUGUGGAUCGAAGGGCGGACGAGUGCAGCAGAAGGUGACGAUUGUCGCCUGUGGUGAAGUGAAGGGUUAAUAAUAAAAAAACGCCCGAUUCGAAUUGUA
Molecule: messenger RNA, 1070 nt
Organism: Anopheles arabiensis
Lineage: Eukaryota; Metazoa; Arthropoda; Insecta; Diptera; Culicidae
Gene: cyp33
Product: peptidyl-prolyl cis-trans isomerase E
Exons: 3
Coding region: 121-1041 (306 amino acids)
Biological process (GO): protein peptidyl-prolyl isomerization; protein folding
Cellular component (GO): intracellular membrane-bounded organelle
Molecular function (GO): RNA binding; peptidyl-prolyl cis-trans isomerase activity
Source: RefSeq, a predicted model, not a curated record